AUGUCUCUUUACCUCAUGUCUCUUUACCUCAUGUCUCUUUACCUCAUGUCUCUUUACCUCAUGUCUCUUUACCUCAUGUCUCUUUACCUCAUGUCUCUUUACCUCAUGUCUCUUUACCUCAUGUCUCUUUACCUCAUGUCACUUUACCUCAUGUCUCUUUACCUCAUGUCUCUUUACCUCAUGUCUCUUUACCUCAUGUCUCUUUACCUCAUGUCUCUUUACCUCAUGUCACUUUACCUCAUGUCUCUUUACCUCAUGUCUCUUUACCUCAUGUCUCUUUACCUCAUGUCUCUUUACCUCAUGUCUCUUUACCUCAUGUCUCUUUACCUCAUGUCUCUUUACCUCAUGUCUCUUUACCUCAUGUCUCUUUACCUCAUGUCUCUUUACCUCAUGUCUCUUUACCUCAUGUCUCUUUACCUCAUGUCUCUUUACCUCAUGUCACUUUACCUCAUGUCUCUUUACCUCAUGUCUCUUUACCUCAUGUCUCUUUACCUCAUGUCUCUUUACCUCAUGUCUCUUUACCUCAUGUCUCUUUACCUCAUGUCUCUUUACCUCAUGUCACUUUACCUCAUGUCUCUUUACCUCAUGUCUCUUUACCUCAUGUCUCUUUACCUCAUGUCUCUCAUGUCACUUUACCUCAUGUCUCUUUACCUCAUGUCUCUUUACCUCAUGUCUCUUUACCUCAUGUCACUUUACCUCAUGUCACUUUACCUCAUGUCUCUUUACCUCAUGUCUCUUUACCUCAUGUCUCUUUACCUCAUGUCUCUCAUGUCACUUUACCUCAUGUCUCUUUACCUCAUGUCUCUUUACCUCAUGUCUCUUUACCUCAUGUCUCUUUACCUCAUGUCUCUUUACCUCAUGUCUCUUUACCUCAUGUCUCUUUACCUCAUGUCACUUUACCUCAUGUCUCUUUACCUCAUGUCUCUUUACCUCAUGUCUCUUUACCUCAUGUCUCUCAUGUCACUUUACCUCAUGUCUCUUUACCUCAUGUCUCUUUACCUCAUGUCUCUUUACCUCAUGUCUCUUUACCUCAUGUCUCUUUACCUCAUGUCUCUUUACCUCAUGUCUCUUUACCUCAUGUCUCUUUACCUCAUGUCUCUUUACCUCAUGUCUCUUUACCUCAUGUCUCUUUACCUCAUUGCCUGUCUGUCCUUAGAUAGAAAGGCCCUCUUCUUCUCCUUCAGCAGGGCCUUAAUCUCAGUGUUCAUCCACGGCUUAUUGUUGGAGAAGCAUCAUAUCAUCUUGUAA
Knipowitschia caucasica is the source of this 1248-nucleotide messenger RNA. NCBI's taxonomy places the organism in Eukaryota, Metazoa, Chordata, Actinopteri, Gobiiformes, Gobiidae. The record is from the annotation of a GenBank genome assembly.